ACCUAGUGUUAGUGAGUAUUCUGACAGCAGAUUACUAAAGGCACAAGCCACUGCUGGCAGCUGUUUGCUAAGGGACUGCAGCACCUCCACCUGAACAGCUCCAGGUUGGCUCAGUGGUCGUGGGACUCUUUGGCAAGAACCUGUACAAGCACAGCAAAUAUGGGAAAUAAUUUGACUGUUCAAGAAGAAGCUGAAGACCAAGAUAAUGUGUGCACAACGGAGAAUGAUCAGGUUGUGUCUGAACCUCCUACCAGUGCUAAAAAUGGGCCUGUCACAAUUCAGAUUGCACAGACUGUUUCUUCUGAAAAUGACAAAGUGGAUGCAAGGACAAGUGUUGAACAGAAUAAUGUGGCCGUUUCUUCCCAGAAGACAAUAGAGAUAAGCUCCACUUCUGAUGCAAAUGGAAAAAAUCUUGGGACUGAGGCCAAGAAACCCGUGCCAGCUGCAAAAUCUCGUUUUGUCUUUGCUUUUUCACGGCCUGUACCAGGACGUACUGAAGAGCAAGCUACAGACUCAUCAGUUGGAUCAGCUAAGCUUGAUGUCAGUUCAGAGAUGCCUGAAGUGAACAAAGCAUCAAGUGAGAAAGUAGAUAGUUCCGCAACAGCUGUGCUGGAGGAAGGGUCUGAUAAAAACCUAAGCCAGGCCCCUUCUGCAGCAGAACUUAGUGACACUGAACUAAUAGCAUUAGCAUCACCCGAGACAGAGGAUGCAGCCUCAUCAAAGACAAAACAAGUGACUUUCUUUGACAGACUCUUCAAACUGGAAAAGGGGAAGGAGAAAGAAAAGAGUAAGACACAAGUCGAAACCCAAGACGAAAGCCAGACUACGGAAAUUCCUGAAGCUGGCAUCACAGCGGAAGAGGCUGCUGGAUUACAGAGCACACCAAACAAUGUCCCACAGGGGAAGGACAUAGAGGAUUGCAACCAAAAAGCCGUGCAGCAAGGCUCAGCAGGUGUCAAUACUGAGGAGGCAGCAGUAAAACAAGAGAACCCCAAGGCAUUUGCCACAACAGACAACAAUAAUUCUGUCAUGAGUUUCUUUAAAACGCUGGUUUCACCAAGCAAAUCAGAAGCCAAAAGUGACUCUGAGGACAAGGAAUCCAAAGUGGAAAAGGGCCAUGGUGGGCAUCUCGCUCAGAAGACAGCAGCAGAAUCCCAAGCUAAAGGAGCUAAAGGAGCCAAGAAAAAGAAGUCAGAGAAUCCCAAGUUAGGACACAAAACAUUUAGCAAACUCUUUAGGCAUAAGUCCACAAAAGAGGCCCAACAGACAACUAAUACCCAAGGUGCUGAACAGCCUGUCACCUCUGUCAAUGUAAAAUCUGAAAAAAAUGCCCCUCCCGCUCAAGAAUCACAGACGACAAAGCAGAAUGCAAAAGCCUCUGAACCUGCAGCUCAGCAGCAGGCAACAGCAGCAACUACCGAAGCCCCUAAAGAUAUGACUAAGGAGAGAUCUGCACCUACUUCAACACCAUUGAGCAAACUCUUCUGGAAAAAGACUGCACCAGAAGACACAGAGGUUGUAAUCAAUGCAAAAGUGGAGGCAUCUUUAGAAGCAGUGGCUCCUGACAAAGAUGAGACUAAAAGCCCAGAAACCGCAGAAGUAAAACUUAGAAGAGAAGACAAUAAAACCCCCAAAACAAACCUGAGGAAGUUUUUUAAACUGUCAGUCAAAAAUGAUGGAGGGGUUACCAGUUCAGAAGAGGUAAACGGCCCAGACUCCAGUCACCAAACAUUAGGCUCCACAGAGAGGCCAGGCGCCCCAACGGAAAGUGAACCUGUGGGCCAGAAGAGCAAGGAGAGUUCAAAAGACAAAACGUCUACAACAGAGCUGAGCAAACAGGAAACCCAAGAUCAGCAAGACUCCAGAGAACAGCAAACCAUAACCACCGCCUCAAUCCAGAAUGGAGGAGACACUGCAAAGGACUCAACCUUCAAGAAAAUAGAGAAGAGACAGUCAUUUGGAGGCUUUUUUAAGGGCUUAGGGCCGAAACGGAUGUCAGAUGCUGAAGUGCAAACAGAUCCAGUGUCUAUUCUACCUGCUGGAAAAUCCAAGUAAUGAAUAUGCUUGGCUGCUGAAGAAUCAGCCACUCUCUCUGAGCUCCUGUGCAGUAAAGAUGUCUCAUUAUUUUCCUUUAUAUGGCCAUCAUCAAAAGAGGGCCAUGCUGAAGGCUAAAGGCAAAGUUUGUAUACAUUUGAGGUGUAUCAUUUACAGAAUUUGUUCAUUAGAUGUUAGUAAGUAACUGUAAAGGUCACUGAGAAACAAACAAUCUGUAAUAUUAUAAUUAAAGGAAGGUCAUGUGAAUGAUUUUUAAGUCUAUGGGGAUGAGAGGAAGUAUAGGUGAGGUCAGCAAGUGGCAGUGAAAAAGAUGAAUAGCAGAGCAAAUGCAUGUGAGGAAAGGAAUACAGUUUUUGUGGCAAAGCAGUAAACAAAGAAUUCUCAGCUACAGAGCUUUAAAGCAGUCAUGAAAAAAAAUCAUAUUUUGAUAAAAUUUAUAUUUAAAAGUAAAUACCAACCAACCCUUAUGUAGUUUGUCAUUAUGCUGUAAUUAGCAAGAUCUGCAGUAUAAUAGAAUCAGUGGUUUUAAGAUUAUGCUUCAGAUUGGUCUGCAUACUAUUAAUGUAAAUUAAAAGGCUAAAAUGCAAAGGCUUGAAAUGAUUUAAAGCACAGUUUCUUCUUUUGGCUUGGUGAGGUAGAAUAAAAAAUACAAAUACUUAAACUAUUCAUACAGCACAAGGGGGCGCUAGUAUCUCCACUCUACUACUAAUUCAGAGGAUGUCUCUAUAAUCUUGUUAAUUUUUUUCAGAUUUAGAAAAAAUAAAAACCUUAGUUGUUUUGUCAGUUACUCAUCUCCAUUCAUAUCUGUAAUUAAUCCUAAUAAAAAGCAACCCUAAAACUUACCAGGAUUCUCCCUGCUUUACCAAACUCUUGUAAUAAUCAGGGUUAAUAAAUUUUACAAAUGAUUUCA
Chelonoidis abingdonii (Abingdon island giant tortoise) is the source of this 2965-nucleotide messenger RNA. It is a transcript of the gene BCAS1, whose product is annotated as brain enriched myelin associated protein 1. NCBI's taxonomy places the organism in Eukaryota, Metazoa, Chordata, Testudines, Testudinidae. Gene Ontology annotation, biological process: myelination. The record is from RefSeq and is a predicted model, not a curated record.